AUGUAUAAAGCCGGUCACUCAGCAGUAUCCAGAACUGUCUUACCUUCCAUACAACAUAAAAGACGAACAGUUUACACUAGUCCUAUUCAGAAUCAAACAUGUAUGAAAACCGAAGAUCGACUUCUUUUAGCAAAUGUGCCAGCAAAUGAGACUGUUUUCCCUGAUAUACAAAUGUCGAUGUUUCCAAAAAAGAAUCGAAAUAACAUUAACACGCUGACUCCACCGUCUACACCUUCGUCUCCAUCUUCACCUCUACUCGAGCAGCAAAUCGAGUUUUUACAUAACUCAUGGCGAGCAUUUCGUGAAACUUCAGCUGGUGAACUGGACCCGAAGAUUGUCACUUAUUCUGUCCGUGAUGUUAAUACGGUUCCUGCUGAUUUCCAACCUUUCAAUAUAGACAGAUUCUUAGCAGAAAAGUUGUUGCAAGAAUUGGACAUCGAUCCAAAAAUUGCUCUUUUCUAA
This is a messenger RNA of Auanema sp. JU1783, 462 nucleotides long. NCBI's taxonomy places the organism in Eukaryota, Metazoa, Nematoda, Chromadorea, Rhabditida, Rhabditidae. The record is from the annotation of a GenBank genome assembly.